This is a messenger RNA of Mesitornis unicolor (brown roatelo), 1023 nucleotides long. It is a transcript of the gene ASAH2, whose product is annotated as N-acylsphingosine amidohydrolase (non-lysosomal ceramidase) 2. Bases 1 to 1023 code for a protein of 340 amino acids. Gene Ontology annotation, molecular function: N-acylsphingosine amidohydrolase activity. Gene Ontology annotation, cellular component: extracellular region. The transcript is spliced from 8 exons. The record is from RefSeq and is a predicted model, not a curated record. Gene Ontology annotation, biological process: long-chain fatty acid biosynthetic process; sphingosine biosynthetic process; ceramide catabolic process. NCBI's taxonomy places the organism in Eukaryota, Metazoa, Chordata, Aves, Mesitornithiformes, Mesitornithidae.
AUGUCUGGGAAGAGGUCCAAGUGCUCCUUCUCCCGCUUGGAGGUGGUCCUCAUCGUUUUCCUGGUGUUGAUGGUGGCAGUGACCGUGGUGCUCCUCGUCCUCCACUUUCUCGUCAAAGAAGACAAUGCUUCCAGUGAAGAAAUAGCAAACUACCUGCUGGGUGUAGGUCGAGCUGAUUGCACAGGACCUGUGGCAGAAAUUCCUCUGAUGGGAUAUGCCAACCCGGACCAGGUGGGUGGUGGGCUUCUCACGCGCCUCUACAGCCGAGCCUUCAUCGUUGCAGACCUUGAUGACUCCAGGCGAGUGGUGUUUGUCAGCGCUGACAUAGGAAUGGUGUCUCAGAAACUGAGGCUGGAGGUACUGAAGAAACUGGAAAGCAAGUACGGUGGCCUGUACCGGCAGGACAAUGUCAUCCUCAGCGGCACCCACACACACUCGGGGCCUGGAGGCUACUUCCAGUACACUCUCUUCUGGAUCACUAGCAAAGGGCUAAUCAGACCGUCCCUCAAUGCUAUCGUGAAUGGCAUUGUAAAGAGCAUUGAUAUAGCACAUCAGAACAUGAAGAGAGGAAGGCUUUUUAUAAACAGAGGCACUGUAGAAAACAGCCAGAUCAAUCGAAGUCCUUUCUCCUACCUUGAGAAUCCAGCGUCUGAACGAAGCAGGUAUUCAUCCAACACAGAUAAAGAAAUGGUGAUGCUGAAGAUGGUAGAUGAGAAUGGACAGGACCUAGGCCUUAUCAGCUGGUUUGCCGUGCACCCAGUCAGCAUGAACAACACAAACCGCCUUGUGAACAGCGACAAUGUGGGCUACGCGUCUUACUUAUUUGAACAGGCGAUGAACAAGGGAGUGCUGCCUCAAGAGGGCCCUUUUGUUGCCGCCUUUGCGUCCUCCAACCUGGGAGAUGUGUCGCCCAACACCAAAGGCCCGUUCUGUGUAAACACGGGGGAGUCGUGCAAUAACCCACAGAGCACCUGUCCCGUGGGUGGUGUAAGUAUGUCCUACCUGAUCUACGGUGACUUCUGA